Messenger RNA from Styela clava, 1818 nucleotides. RefSeq names its product selenocysteine-specific elongation factor-like. Gene Ontology annotation, biological process: selenocysteine incorporation. Gene Ontology annotation, molecular function: GTPase activity; GTP binding; translation elongation factor activity. Lineage: Eukaryota; Metazoa; Chordata; Ascidiacea; Stolidobranchia; Styelidae. The record is from RefSeq and is a predicted model, not a curated record.
CUAAACGGGGGAAUCCCCAGAUAAAGUUUUCUUGACGAAAUUCGGUUUUCCCUUGGCCUUGCUUGUACUCCAAACUGUAGAACUGUAUUAUGGCUACGAAUUUGAACUUCAACAUCGGAAUGCUUGGACAUGUAGAUAGCGGAAAAACAUCUUUAUCAAAAUCGAUGAGUAGUGUCGCGUCCACUGCUGCAUUUGACAAGAAUCCCCAGAGCAAACAGCGUGGAAUUACUCUUGAUCUUGGAUUUUCAUCAUUUACUGUUCCUGCACCUGAUCAUAUUGUGAAUGAAUCAAUAACCCAUGUUCAAUAUACUCUCGUUGAUUGUCCUGGCCAUGCAUCACUGAUUAGAACUAUCAUAGGAGGUGCUCAGAUAAUUGAUCUAAUGAUUCUUGUUGUUGAUGUUGUGAAAGGAAUGCAAACUCAAACAGCUGAAUGUCUUGUUAUUGGUGAAAUUAUUUGCGAAAAACUUCUUGUCGUUUUAAAUAAAAUUGAUUUGAUACCUGAAGAUAAAAGACAGGCACAUAUUGAGAAAAUGUCAAAGAAAAUGCACAAAACAUUGGAAAGGACAAAAUUUGUUGGAUGUGAUAUUGUUCCCGUAGCUGCUAAUCCUGGAGGCUCAGAAAAUGAAAAAGUAAAUGAACAAGGAUUAAACAUUGAAACAUUAAUAGAGACGAUCAAAAGGCAUACCUAUAUUCCAGAAAGAUCACCAUCCGGUUCGUUCAUAUUCAGUGUCGAUCACUGUUUUUCAAUCCGAGGUCAGGGUACUGUGAUGACAGGAACAGCAUUGAGUGGAAAAAUAUCUGUAAAUGAAAAUGUUGAAGUUCCUUCAUUAAAGGAAGUGAAGAAAGUAAAGUCGAUUCAAAUGUUUAGAAAACCGAUUAAUUCCAUACAACAAGGAGACAGGGCUGGAAUAUGUGUGACACAGUUUGAGCCGAAGCUUUUGGAAAGAGGACUUGUGUGUGAUCCAGGAUCACUACCCACUCUUUAUGCAGCGGUAGCGAAAAUUUCCAAAAUACCCUAUUUUUCUGGGGACGUUGCCACUCGCUCAAAAUUCCAUAUAACGAUUGGUCAUUCGACGGUCAUGGCGCGUUUAUUACUUUUUGCUGAUUCGUCGAAAAAAACUGGUGCAGAUGAGAAAAUGUCUUCUUGGGUUUUGAAAAGAUCUGAUACAGAUUGUUUCGAUUUUACAAAAGAAUAUAUAUACAUGGAAAAAUUAGAAGAAAGGGCUAAAAAUCAAUUUGUUCUACUUGAAUUUGAGAAAGCUGUUACAUGCAGAAGGAACAGUCUUGCUAUUGGAUCAAGACUUGAUUCUGAUAUCAAUGCAAACAAAUGCAGGUUGGCUUUUCAAGCAAGGAUUGUUGAAUCUAUUAUUGAUAAAGAUUAUGAGAAAAACAUUCUACCUAAUAUUAAAGUUUACAAAAAUAAAAUGAAGGAAGGAAUUGUUGACAGAAUACAAGACGAUUAUACUGUUAUUUGUCGCGGUUUAUUGAAGAAAGAAUCAAAUAUUGAAUUAUUUCAAAAUCUCAAAGUAGAAUUAUCAACAGGAGAACAAGGGAAAAUUGAAGGGAAUUUCGGACAAAGUGGAAAAAUUAAAAUAAGAAUACCAGAUGGAAUUGGUGAAAAAUGCAAGAAUGCAUUAGGAGGGAAAGGAAGUAAAAAAGAAAGAAAUAAAAAGAAUCAGAGUGCAAAAGAAGAAGGGAAACAGCCAACAACUGUAACAAACGAGACCGUUUUACUACAUUUAAAAUUCAAGAGAUAUAUUUUUGAUUUGGGUAAAAAAAUGAUUCAAACCUAACUUUAGAUAGGACUUUUAAAAAGUA